Molecule: messenger RNA, 3801 nt
Organism: Colletotrichum truncatum
Lineage: Eukaryota; Fungi; Ascomycota; Sordariomycetes; Glomerellales; Glomerellaceae
Product: Chromosome transmission fidelity protein 18
Cellular component (GO): nucleus
Molecular function (GO): ATP binding; ATP hydrolysis activity; DNA binding
Source: RefSeq, a predicted model, not a curated record
AUGUUUAGCACAAGAACAUUCGCCAACACUUUACCCAGGGCUCAUAAUAUUACUUUCCGACGAACCAUGAGCUCCCAAGAUAAGAUCCAUUUUGGACCGUUUGAGGUCACGGGGCAGGCUAACAUGAUGCAGGUCUUCUACAAAACAGCCCACUCAUUCGCCUUGGUCAACCUGAAGCCCCUCCUUCCAGGCCACGUCCUCGUAUGUCCUCUAAAGCCUCACAAGCGUCUAACCGAUCUCCCGUCCGCCGAAGUGACGGAUCUUUUCACUACGACGCAGCUCAUUCAAAAGAUGCUGGCGCGUCGCUAUUUCACAUCGUCAUCCGACGCACCGGCGGUUCCGGAGGCGGGCUCUUUCAACAUCGCAGUCCAGGACGGCGCGGAUGCGGGGCAGACUGUCCCACAUGUUCAUGUGCACAUCAUUCCGCGUAUUGCUGGUGAGACGGGUAAGGAUGGGCCCGGCCCCCGUGAUGAGAUUUACCAGCAGAUGGCCAGUGAGGAGGGCAACGUCGGGGGCGCGCUUUGGGAUGCCGCCCUAGGGAAGAGGCCUGAGGCUGGCGGGAAUUUUGCGUCAAUUGAGGAUGCGAUGAGACACGCGAGAAGUAUGGAGGAUAUGGUUGAGGAGGCAAAGGGCCAUCCCACCUUCAACUUUUGUGACAGUGUUAGAUCUUGGAAAGCCUCGACAAUCUUCCAGGCUGCCCGAACUUUCAAAUUGCCGCCCAAGAUGCCGAGUGCAUCUUCGCCGAUCACCUUUCCUGCCAGUUCGUCACCCCCCGCAGGGAAACGCGCGAGGCCCGCCGCGGGCGACCCUACACGAUCCAAGCCAAAAGUCAAGAGUGGAUUCCUCCUUGAUGAUGAUUCCGACGACGACGACAAUGAGGCUCAGCAACCUCCCUUGAAGAAGCACAUAGUCGACUUCGGCGCCCGUUUACACCGCCCAGUACCCGCCGCCAUUAUCCCUAACGAAGAACCUCUCGAGCAGACAUCAUCGGCACAUGCCAAACAGGACGAUUACGCCCCAAUCGAUCUGACGCGAGACGUGCCGAACGAAUCAUCUCGUGGUCUUGCAUCAGCUCUUCUCAGCUCGACACCUUCAAUUUUCAAGAGCACCCGAACGUACAAGCUGACCACCUGCACCGGUGCGUCAACCACCAUCAAACAACGAAAGCCAACAACGAAUACCUCCUACGAGAGCAUCAUUGCCGCGAGAUCCAAGACAAAGGAUGGAAGAGCAAAGCGCGCAUACUAUGGUAUCGAUAUAAACGAGCUGAUCGACAAGGCGAAGUCGGAGUCUGCGGAAAGCCGUCAGCCACAGAGAAAGGAGAAUGAUGUGCCAGUUCGGUCAGUCGAGGAGCCAGUAGGCGGCAAGCGACAAAAGAAGACACUGUUGUGGACGGAGAAGUACAGGGCGAAGAACUUCCUGGACCUUUGCGGAGAUGACGGGACGAACCGUUUGGUUCUUCGAUGGCUGAAGCGCUGGGACCCAAUUGUCUUCCCUGGUGUUGCCAAAAAGGCCCCGAUCGUGCGGCGUCCAGGAGUGAAACAGACCCAAGAGGAGGAAAAACCACACAAGAAGAUUCUGAUGUUGACUGGACCCCCUGGACUUGGAAAGACGACACUGGCACAUGUUUGCGCGAGACAAGCAGGAUACGACGUUAUGGAGAUCAACGCCAGUGACGAUCGGAGUCGAGACGUCGUCAAGAACCGGAUACGAACAUCACUAGGUACCGAGAGUGUUAAAACUGUCGAGAAUAAGAAAACAAAAGAUGGAGAGCAACAACAAAAAGUCGCCCGACCAGCUUGCGUAGUUGUCGAUGAGGUGGAUGGUGUGGUUAGUGGAUCUGGCGCUUCAGGGGAAGGUGGUUUCGUCAAGGCUCUGAUCGAUCUAGUCCUGUUGGAUCAGAAGAAUAGUUCAGGCGCUUCUAACAACUCUAACCGAAAGAACAAGAAGGGGGAUGACUUUCGCCUGAUGAGACCGCUCAUCCUUAUCUGCAAUGACGUCUAUGCCCCCUCGUUGAGGCCCCUACGUCAGUCGGGCAUGGCUGACAUCAUUCACGUGGGAAAGCCAACUAUCGACGCUGUCGUUACGAGAUUGAAAACGGUUUUUGACAAGGAGGGAAUCCCGUGUGAGAAGGAUGCCGCUCGCAAGAUCUGUGAGGCCGCAUGGGGUAUGACGAGCGGCAUUGAUGCUAAGCGAGGCGCUGAGAGUGGAGCUGAAGGUGACCUCAGAGGAGUGAUGGUUGUCGGUGAAUGGGUCGCAGGGCGCUUCAGAGCGGCGGCGGACUUCAACGAUCGUUUAACGAGACAAUGGCUUGACAAACACGUGCUGCACGACCUCAGCAAUGGUGCUGGUGGAGCGAGGGGUCUUGGAAGAGGGAGUGCCAAAGAUAUCGUCACGCGCGUCUUCCAGGAAGGCGGUGGCUUUCCAAAGCAAGCUCUUGACACAACCCAGCAUUUGAAGCACCAACAUGAACAACCAAAGGCUCAGCUAGGCUUCGCCGAAUACCACAAGAAGAACGCCAUGGAGCGUUUGCGACAUUUGAUCGACACAAGCGGAGAAGUAGACAAAAUCAUGACCGACAUUUUCCUCGAGUACCCGAACCGAGAAUUCAACGACGACUCAUUCUUAUCUAAGCCCAACGAAGCCUAUGACUGGAUGCAUUUCCUAGAUACUUGUUCAUCACGAACCUUCCUAAGCCAGGAUUGGGAGCUAGCCCCUUAUCUCAGCCAGCCUAUCCUAGCAUGUCACGACCUGUUCGCUUCGCCCAAAAGAUAUCAGAUCAACAUGGGCUACGACAAGAAAUGGGGUGCGGACGGGGAGGAUGAAAACGGGGCUCCUGUGCCGUUCUCUGGUCCUCGGGCUGACUUUGCUGCUCAUGAAGCGUUGAAGCAGAACAAGAGUAUGCUUCAAGCUAUUCAAGCGCAACUUAAUCCGACUCUUGGAAGAUCGUUCCGAAGCGCGGAAGACAUUGCAACGGAUUUCUUGCCAUACCUCGUUCGCAUGGUAUCUCCAGACGUGAAGCCCGUUGUUAUCGGCGGCAGUGGCGUGAGCACGGCUAGUGUGCGGAAGGACACGGAGAAGGUGAUGGUCAAGCGGGCGGCAGAAAUCAUGGCAGAGGUUGGUAUCGUUCUGCACAAGGGCAAGAUUGAAACCGAUUCGUUAGUGAAUAGGGGGCCUCAAUGGGUGUACCGCAUGGAGCCUGACCUCGACGAACUCGCAAUAUACGAGACAGCGGGCAGCCUGUUACUCUCCAGUUCGGCACCUACACGUUACGCGGUACGCCAGGUUCUUGACCAGGAGCUGCAAAAGACCAUUGCCCUCCGCGAGAGCGCGGCACGACAGGCAAGGUUUAAGGCCGGUAAUCCGAUGGGACACGAGGAAGCCGCGGUUCACGAGGAUAAAGAAAAUGUUAUCAAGGAACAGGAAAAACUGCUUGAAGUCAGCGUUAAGAAGGACUUUUUCGGGCGUAUCAUACCGACGCGGCUACUUGGAGAAGUGGAUCCCAACGGAGGGGCUAAGAGAAAGAAACAACAAGAGGUGAAGAAGGACGAGAAUAAGGUUUGGGUUACGUACCAUGAAGGACUGAAUAAUGCUGUCAGGAAACCGAUCACAUUGGGGGAGUUUAUGAAGGUGCUUAAGGUUGCUAGAGGCGCACUAGGCCGGAGUCAGGCCCUGGCGCUUAAGCAGAGAGCUGACGGCGCGGACCCCGGGCUCAGCGACGGCAGCACUGUGAACGGCGGCGACAGAGGCCAGGAGAGCGAUGACGGUGGAGAACUGCAUUUUGAGGGAUGGAUUUGGUAG